AUGGGCGGCGGGAGCGGGGGCGACGCCUCCAGCCAGGUCUGCGGCGCCUACUUCAGCCUCAACCAAACGUUCGUGGAGAGUUUCGAGUGUCCCCGCGGCGGGGACGGGGCCACUCUGCUCUACUGCUGCGGCUUCGCCGACCUCAAGUACUGCUGCGGGGAGCCCGGAAACUAUUUUCCCUACACCUUCCGAUACAUGUGGAGCCUCAGCAUUGGUGCCCUGAUUGGAUUGGGAAUUGCUGCUCUGGUAUUACUAGCCUUUGUCAUCAGUGUCUGUGUCCUUUGCUAUUUAUUUUUGUAUACAAAACCUCAGCAGUUGGAUACGGGUCUGAAACUCCAACAUCUAGAGACUGCUGCAAGAGAAGGCUAUUCAAACAGAAAAAACAAAGCAGGAAAUUCAAAUGCCGUGUCCAACUCAACAAUCGAAACAUCAUGUGAAGCUGAUGAAAUUAUUCAAGAAAAACUGAUGGAUAUUACACCAACCAAUAUUUCCACUUAAUGAAACUUGCUACAUGAAAAAUCUUGCUGAAGGGAUUGCAAUGAAACUGCAGCGUGUACUUUAUGUAUAAUAGGUAAUUCAUGCCCCCAGCUAUUUCCUUUUCAUCAGCUCCUCUAGAAACCGAAAGAAAUGACGCUGAGAUAAAUUGAAUUUUUCAAAAAACAUUAUUUAGGCAUUCUUCCCUUUUCAGUUAUUUAAUUGGAUAAUAUUAAUCACAUUUAAGGCACUGUUUCACAAAUAUGGGUUCCACUAAUAAAAUACAUUGGUAGAUUCCAAAAUUUACCGGUAACAUAAAAAUGGUGAGGUUAUCUGCAUGAGGGCAUAGAAAGGUCUAUGUCUUAUGUUGAUCUUUUCUCCCCAAAUGCUUCAGAAUUCCAUUUUUGAAGUCUUAGAAUCAGCUUUUUCAUAAGGAACGGCCUUUCAAUCAAUGAAUCGUAUUUACUGAGCGCUUACUGAGUGCAGAGCACUGUACUGAGCACUUGGGAAGUACAAGUUGGCAACAAGUUGGCCCUUAAGUUUAUCAGUUGCACUGCUCGAUCAACUGGAUU
Messenger RNA from Tachyglossus aculeatus (Australian echidna), 1046 nucleotides. RefSeq names its product shisa like 2B (gene SHISAL2B). The record is from RefSeq and is a predicted model, not a curated record. The coding region runs from base 1 to 498 and encodes 165 amino acids. The transcript has 3 exons. NCBI's taxonomy places the organism in Eukaryota, Metazoa, Chordata, Mammalia, Monotremata, Tachyglossidae.